AUGUCCGAAUGUGUGCAUGUGUCCAACCGCCUGAGAUCGGAGAAAAAAGGGGACACUCUCCUUUUGAUAGUGAUAAGACACAGGACGGCUUUGGAGGUCUCGAGGUCAGAAAAGCCCAUCGUAAAAGAGAGAUAUAGGCAACUAAAGGUAGCCCAUUCCAGCGUCUCCCAAGUGAGGAACGCCCUUAAGUGUGACGUACGCCGCACACUCUAUUUGAUCGCCACCGCCUCAUCAGAAGGUGCCAUUCCAGAAGUACCACCAACUUACGGGACACUUCCCAACCUAAGGGAAAUGUCUUCCUCUGCUUCCCGCAACUUCUUUGCCAUAGAGCUAGAGAAGCUCGGAGCCCUCAUAACUCUGGGCAAGGAAGCCGGUUACACUGGGCCAGCACUUGACCAAUGGAUAAAGGCACAGCAGGAUGCCGCGCGCCUGCAAGAAAAGGAAGAAAGAGAAGCAGAAAGGAAGGCACACCAGUGCCCAAGUCGAUCUCUACCUUGGGAUGAGAGCUUCCAGGGUGAACUUCUCCAAGGCUACCAUAUAGCCCUUCCUGAUGAACAGCCUCCUAUGGCCUAUCAGUGGGUACAAGUCAUGGCCGACACCGAAGCCCAGAGCACACUGCCAGCCUUGGUGACUCCACAGAUUCGCAACCUGUGGGGCCAUCUCGGCCUUCCGUCCAGUGCCACAGAAGAGGUUCUAGAACAAAGUUCUGCCGAGACUGUGGCCGCCAGGGUCACAUGUCUGCCAACUAUGAUGAACCUCCGGCAGACCUUACCUUCACCUACUGGCCAAAACCUGGAACCUGAACUGCCCGACACGGAGUCAGCCUUGAGUUUUCCCCUUACGACAGCUGUCGCAGCAGCUGAAGUGAGGCCUUCCUCCCCUGCAGAUCUGAAAUGGGACCCAAGCAAUCAGCGUUCUUUCCUUUGGUCCUCGUGGCUGUUAGCUCUGCCCACCCAGGAGUCGUGGGCGUGGUCUCACAGGAAAGGGUCGACCCACGCCCAAAGAGGUCUCCCUAACGAUCACUGGGGCGUUGACAUGACGACGCCAGAACUCAUCGACGCCUUUGGAUACCCAGUUGAGAUCCAUCACGUGACCACUGAGGAUGGGUAUAUCCUGGAAAUGCACAGGAUACCCCAUGGCAAGGCUGGCCCCACAUCCGAAAGUCGCCCCGUGGCCUACCUGGAACACUGUCUGCUCUGCUCGUCUUCCGAUUACAUCAUGAAUUAUCCUGACGAGGCUUUGGCCUACAUAUUGGCAGAUGCAGGAUAUGACGUUUGGCUUUCAAACAUGCGAGGGAACACAUACUCCAGGAAUCACACUACUCUGGACCCAGAAAAGCUGGAUUUCUGGAAGUACAGCUGGGACGAGAUGGCUAUCUACGACGUUCCAGCGAGCAUCGACCACGUCCUGAAUGAGACAGGGGCUGACGGGGUGUAUUACGUCGGCUGGAGUAUGGGCACAACCGUCUUCUUCGCCAUGAUGAGCGAAAAACCCGAGUAUAACGACAAGAUCAAAGUCAUGGCUGGGAUGGCUCCUGUGGCCUAUUUGGGCAACGCAAUAGGACCAAUCAUGGAGUUGGCCCCUUACGUCAUGGAGAUGGAGGUAAGGAAUAACGAUACUGUCUCCAUUAUCCCUCAUGUCGUCCUCCCAGUUGCUGGGGGUCCGGGAGGGGCGGUUUUCCCCUCCGACGAACCUCAUGACCUAACCUGGCCGAGGAACUUUUCUGCGGACGCUACACAGCAACUACUCCCAGAUCUGUCUACCACUGUUUCUCUUUCUGGCUCUGCGGCCCGGAUGCCGAUGAAACCCAUAAGCGAAGACUUCCUACCCCUCAUAAUCUCCCAUACCCCAGCUGGGGCGUCGGUGGACACAAUAGCUCAUUACGGGCAAAUGAAAAAUUCAAAUAAGUUCUGUAAAUUCGACUAUGGAGAAAUCGGCAAUAUCAUGCACUACGGCCAGAGGGAACCGCCCCUUAACAACCUGACGAAGGUCACCGCCCCUGUGGGCCUCUUCUGGGGGAACACCGACUGGCUGGCUGACCCUACGGACGUUGCUCGCUUAACAGCUGACCUACCCAACUUAGUCCUGAAUUACAACGUGCCAAAGAAGGAAUUCAAUCACCUGGACUUUGGAUGGGGAAUCCACGCCAACGAAUAUGUUUACACGAAGGUCUUGGAAUUAUUCGCCGCUUACUAAGGACGAACUUUCUGAAGACAACGAAAGGAACAGAGAAGAAGAAGAAGAAGAAGAAGAAGAAGAAGAAGAAGAAGAACUUUGAUGUCGAAUUAUGUCGAAUUACUGGAAAGUUGACGUUGAGAUAAAAAAAUGACUUUGUAAGAUUUUCUUUCAAUUACUGAAGACUGUCACUGCCUGAUACCGAAUUUCCUUUCGACGACGAAAUAGAAAUAUUUUAUUUUA
Messenger RNA from Macrobrachium nipponense, 2418 nucleotides. RefSeq lists its product as uncharacterized. Lineage: Eukaryota; Metazoa; Arthropoda; Malacostraca; Decapoda; Palaemonidae. The record is from RefSeq and is a predicted model, not a curated record. Gene Ontology annotation, biological process: lipid metabolic process.